This is a messenger RNA of Gambusia affinis (western mosquitofish), 2862 nucleotides long. Its product is annotated as alpha-1,6-mannosylglycoprotein 6-beta-N-acetylglucosaminyltransferase A-like. Lineage: Eukaryota; Metazoa; Chordata; Actinopteri; Cyprinodontiformes; Poeciliidae. The transcript is spliced from 20 exons. The record is from RefSeq and is a predicted model, not a curated record. Gene Ontology annotation, cellular component: Golgi apparatus. Gene Ontology annotation, molecular function: alpha-1,6-mannosylglycoprotein 6-beta-N-acetylglucosaminyltransferase activity. Bases 568 to 2847 code for a protein of 759 amino acids. Gene Ontology annotation, biological process: protein N-linked glycosylation.
UUCUUUAUGAUUGAUUAUCCAAACAGCUAUUUUGGUUUGAUCAUUUACAGGAUCAGUCUCUUAAUCAGGAAUUUAACUAUUGUAGCUUUGUUGAGAAUAAGAAGAAGCUGUCAUAUACCGAACUUGGUUAAGUCACUAACUUCAAUAACAUUUUAAUCAACCUGUGUUACUUCAUUAUCUCCUCCAACCGACAACCAAACAUUAGCUCAUCAGCCUGACAGCACACAGCUGUGGAGGACCUGAUUAACACAGAUCUUAAAGUGGCUUCUGAGUGGGCUGCAGCUCUCCGGUGGUUGAUCUUGUGCUUUGGCCUCAUUUUCUCAAACCAUGCUCCCAUUUAGAAAAAAACUAAACUAAACUAAAGAAUAGACAUGCAUUACAGGAGAAACAUUUGAAUUUUUCCUUACAAAUGUAUGCCAUUAGUCACACGUGAUGUACAGAUGUGACUGCAAAGAAAAACCCUAAAACAUGCAGGAGGCAAAACUCUGAGGACCAGGACUGACAUACUCUGCCUUAAACCAUCAAAAACAGCACCAAGAAAUCAUCUGCCUUGACCUCCUAUUAAUCAUGAGAAAGCUGAAACAAAUCCUGAAAAGGCCUGUGUGUGGGCUGCUGGCCAUUUGUUUGCUGUGGUGUCUGAGCCUGCCUUAUUUCAUUCUGACUAAAGUUGACCAGAGGAGCAUCGGUGUGAUUGCUGACAACAGACUGAGGGAGAACAGGAAAGUGUGGCUGGAAACAAGCAAGGCCCAAGAUGUGAUGAAGAUUUUUGUACAGUUUGUGGAUGAUCUGCUGAACGUCGUCAAAACGGAUAAUAAUGUCUCACCAUCGCCAUGUUUUAAAGGCUACAAGGAGGACAUAAAAGCUCUUCAGGAGAAAAUGGAGGCAGAGAAAGUGAAAGGUCAGAUGAAGGAUGAGAUGAUAAAGGAGCUGCGUGCUGAUAAAGUCCAACUGUGGCAAGAAGUGACUCGCUUGGAGGAGCUUCUAAAGCAGCAGCUGAAGAAGGAAGAGAAAAAGGAGAAAGUGGAAUCUGAGGAUGAAAUCCCAGAAGAUAAAAAUUGCCCCCUGCCACCAUUGGAUGGAUUUCCAGAGUGUAAGGGGAAAAUCAAGUGGAUGAAGGACAUGUGGAUGACAGAUCCUUGCUACAGCAGUUAUGGUGUGAAUGGGUCGCUGUGCUCCUUCCUCAUCUAUCUCAGUGAGACAGAGUCUUGGUGUCCUGUUCUUCCAAGCCGAGUUGUCCCUUCAGUCAUCAAAGAAACAAAACAACCGGUUUUAGAGGAUGCAGUGAUACGAGGACAUUUUGAGGAGCUGCACCAGUUUUUGCACAACAAGACUGAAUUUAGGUGGAUCCAACAGAGAAUUAAAAGUAUGGAGGAGAUUUGGUUGGAGGCGGGACGUUCUCUCUCGGCCAAAUACAACCUGGAAGACCGGAAAACCAAACAGAUACUUGUGCAUCCUGGUGUGCUUACGAAAGAAGCGGGUCUCAAAAUAGCUGAGAACGCUUUCAGCGGCGGCCCACUCGGGGAGCUGGUUCAGUGGAGUGACCUUAUUUCUUCACUUCAUGUUUUGGGUCACCAUCUUCACCUGUCAGCCUCCCUUCCAAGCCUCAACAAGUUUUUUGGGAUUCAGACUGGCGGAUGUCCCUCUCGACUUUCACUAGUGGAACCAAAUUUGAUUUAUACAGAUAUAAUUGGUCUUAGACAAAUCCAGAAAGUACUUAAGACGUCAUGGAUCAAAUACAAGUGUAUAAUCCGUGUGCUGGACUCUUUUGGCACUGAACCAGACUUCAAUCAUGCAGACUGGGCAAAGAAAUACAAUCUCAGAAGUCCAUUUGGUGGACUUAAUCUGACCCCCAUGCAGUUCUACACCAUGUUUCCUCAUACACCAGACAACACAUUCCUCGGCUUUGUGGUACAACAUCAGCUGAGUCUGGAGGAGAAUGAGAAGCUGAAGUCCACCCAGAGAAAAAACCAGGCGCUCAUUUAUGGGAAGAGUGCCACAUUUUGGAAGGAUAAAACGUCUUAUCUGGACGUCAUCCACAAGUACAUGGAUAUCCAUGGGACAGUCGACAACGACACUCUGAUUCCAAACUAUGUGACAAAUCAUGGUAUUAUCAAAGGAACUGAUGUGCAGACCUUGUUGAGACAAAGCAAAGUUUUUGUUGGGUUGUCAUUCCCAUAUGAAGGCCCCGCCCCUCUGGAAGCCUUGGCCAAUGGUUGUGCUUUCCUGAACCCCAGAUUAAAACCUCCACAUAGCAGCCUGAACACCGAGUUCUUCAAAGGAAAACCCACCAUCAGAGAGGUCACAUCCCAGCACCCAUAUGCUGAAGAAAUAGGGGAGCCCUAUGUGUGGAUGGUAGAUAUGGAUAACCAAACAGAUGUGGAGAGAGCUAUCACUGCUAUACUCAAUCGCACAAUAAAACCCUACCUUCCCUAUGAGUUUACAUGUGAAGGAAUGCUCCAGAGGGUUAAUGUCCUGAUUGAAAAACAGGAUUUAUGCUCACCUGCAAUGAGCUGGCCUCCUCUGAGUGCUCUCCAGGUACUUAAAGCGGAGACAGGGGUUUCGUGUAAACAGGCUUGUCGGAGGGCGGGGCUUAUCUGUGAACCGGCAUUCUUUCCAUACCUCAACAAUGCCACCAAUCUCGCCAGCCACAAUAUAGCUUGUCAAACGUCUGAGUUUUCAGACGGCCACCUUGUGUUCCCAGCCUACGACAGUACCAGGAAACAUUGCCUGUUCCAGUCAGAUUCUCUGCUCUACAGCUGUGUCAGAGCCAAGCAGUCAUUAAAUCGCAUCUGUCCCUGCAGAGACUACAUCAAGGACCAAGUAGCCUUAUGUAAGGCAUGUUUAUAACUGCUGAACAAUGAU